AUGGCAGUCACCGACGGAGCGCCCCCCCACCUCUCCGAGCCCGCGGCCGCCGCCUCCAGGCCGGCCUCCGGGCCCCGCGCGGCCCCGGCCAGGCGGCAAGCACAGGCCACCAAAAGGAAGCGCCAGCCGUCCAGUGAGGCUGCCCCAGCCAAACGGAGAAAUGAGACAUCCUCUCUACCAGCCAAGAAAACCGCCGCUAAGGAAACGCAGAGGGCUUUCAAGGGGAAGGCACAGAAGGUGUUUUCUCGGAAGAAGACUUCAGCUAGUGCGAGUGAGAGAAACCAAGAGCAGAAGGCGUGCGUUAAGACUUCAUCAUUGUUUAAAAACAACCCUGAAAUUCCAGAGCUCCACAGACCUGUAGUCAAGCAGGUGCAAGAAAAGGUGUUUUCUUCAGAUGCUUUUCAUGAGCUGGACCUCCACCCACAUUUAAUUUCUACAAUAAAUACAGUCUUAAACAUAUCUAAUAUGACCAGUGUCCAGAAGCAAAGCAUUCCUGUGUUGCUGGAAGGCAGAGAUGCUCUCGUGAGAUCCCAGACGGGCUCAGGUAAAACUCUUGCCUAUUGCAUCCCUGUGGUCCAGUCCCUUCAAGCAAUGAAAACAAAAAUACAGCGCGGUGACGGCCCCUACGCUCUGGUGCUGGUGCCGACGAGAGAGCUGGCGUUACAAAGCUUUGACACUUUCCAGAAACUGCUCAAGCCAUUUACCUGGAUUGUGCCUGGAGUGUUAAUGGGAGGAGAGAAGAGAAAAUCAGAAAAAGCCAGGCUCCGCAAAGGAAUCAAUAUCCUCAUCUCCACUCCUGGACGUCUGGUGGAUCAUAUAAAAUCCACCAAGAACAUUCAUUUUAAUCGGAUACGGUGGCUGGUUCUGGAUGAAGCCGACAGAAUCUUGGAUCUGGGUUUUGAAAAGACGAUCACAGUGAUACUCAAUGCUAUUAAUGCCGAGUCUCAGGAACGACAGAAUGUCUUGCUGUCGGCGACUCUCACGGAAGGUGUAACACGGCUUGCUGACAUCAGUUUACACAACCCAGUCAGUAUUUCUGUCCCGGAUGAAAGCCUAUGUCAGUUUGACCUAGAGGACAGAGACAUUUUUGAAGACUGUGAUCUACAAACUAGCGAAGAGCUGGACGGCUUUGCAAUUCCGGAGGGUCUGGAGCAGUACGUGGCUUUGGUUCCCAGCAAACUGAGGCUGGUCUCCCUGGCGGCCUUCCUCCUGCAGAAGUGCCAGUUUGAAACUGACCAGAAGGUGAUCGUCUUUUUCUCAAGUUGUGAGCUGGUGGAGUUCCACUACCACCUCUUCCUCCAGACCUUGCUGAGCGGCUCAGGGGCCCCAGCGCCAGGGCAGCCACCAUCUGCCUGCACGCUUUUGAGAUUCCUGCGGCUGCAUGGCAACAUGGACCAGGAGGAAAGGACAGCAGUGUUCCAGGAGUUCUCACGAGCCAGAACGGGCGUCCUCUUCUGCACGGAUGUUGCAGCUCGGGGCUUAGAUCUCCCUCAAGUCACAUGGAUUGUUCAGUACAACGCUCCGUCUUCACCCGCGGAAUACAUCCACCGGAUCGGGAGAACCGCCCGCAUUGGCUGCCACGGGAGCAGCCUGCUCGUCUUGGCUCCUUCGGAGGCAGAAUAUGUCAACUCGCUGGCUUCUCACAAAAUCAACGUUUCUGAGAUUAAGAUGGAAGAUAUUUUGUCUGUUCUGACAAGGGAUGAUUGUUUUAAAGGGAAUCAAUGGGGAAGCCAGAAAUCCCAGGCUGUUGGCCCCCAGGAAAUCCGAGAGCGAGCCACGGUCUUGCAGACAGUGUUUGAAGAUUACGUGCACUCCAGUGAGGGGACGGUCUCCUGGGCCAAGAGAGCCCUGCAGUCCUUCAUCCGGGCCUAUGCCACCUACCCUCGGGAGCUGAAACACAUCUUUCACAUCCGGCUGCUGCACCUCGGCCAUGUGGCUAAGAGCUUCGGGCUGAGAGACGCCCCCAAAAACCUUAGCGUCUCGACUGUGAAGAAGAGGAAAGCGAGCGUGAAGAGGCCUGACCUUCGGAAGAAGACCCCGAGGAGACGCCUGGCGGAGAUGCUGCAGUCGGAAUACUCCAGUGGGCUGGAGGCUGGCGUCGCCAAGGUCAAGAAGCUGAAGAAGCCUGGGGCGCCCGGCGGCCAGCCACACAGCGCCGUCUGAGGCCGCCCGCGGCCGGGGGAAAGGAGAGUGCUCCCGCAAGACAGAAGGAACCAGAAAGGCUCACGAGGGACAGGACUUCCCAGAAAGUGUUUCUACACCGACACCACGGGACUGGGCCCACGUCCUGUGUGCGCCUUUCCCUGAAGACGGUCCUGAGAUUCGCACAGCCCUGCUCUCGGGGGGCGUCGGGGGGCGGGAGCCGCGGUGUAGAGUAGCCUGUACCUCGUAGCCUCUUACGCUUCUGUUGUUCUUCGGGGCCCACACUUGUCCUCACAGACCACGGCGCC
Molecule: messenger RNA, 2450 nt
Organism: Molossus molossus (Pallas's mastiff bat)
Lineage: Eukaryota; Metazoa; Chordata; Mammalia; Chiroptera; Molossidae
Gene: DDX31
Product: DEAD-box helicase 31
Exons: 20
Coding region: 1-2163 (720 amino acids)
Biological process (GO): ribosome biogenesis
Cellular component (GO): nucleus
Molecular function (GO): RNA helicase activity; ATP binding; nucleic acid binding
Source: RefSeq, a predicted model, not a curated record